This is a messenger RNA of Rhipicephalus microplus (southern cattle tick), 828 nucleotides long. RefSeq names its product ADP-ribosylation factor-like protein 8 (gene Arl8). The record is from RefSeq and is a predicted model, not a curated record. Gene Ontology annotation, cellular component: lysosomal membrane. Gene Ontology annotation, molecular function: GTPase activity; GTP binding. Gene Ontology annotation, biological process: anterograde axonal transport; protein transport. NCBI's taxonomy places the organism in Eukaryota, Metazoa, Arthropoda, Arachnida, Ixodida, Ixodidae.
CUAGCGCGCCCUGACGGUUUCGGUCGUGGGCGGCGACUGCUGGGUUUCGCCGCGGUGUGUGUGUCAUCGCCGCCGUGCCGCUUGUGAUCUGUGGCCUGUAGCACCGCCCGCCAUCAAGAUGAUGUCCCUCAUCAACCGCAUCCUGGACUGGUUCAAGAGCCUUUUCUGGAAGGAGGAGAUGGAGCUCACGCUCGUCGGCCUCCAGUACUCGGGCAAGACCACCUUCGUGAACGUCAUUGCCUCGGGCCAGUUCUGCGAGGAUAUGAUCCCCACCGUGGGCUUCAACAUGCGCAAGGUGACCAAAGGGAACGUCACUAUCAAGAUCUGGGACAUUGGUGGCCAACCGCGGUUCCGAAGCAUGUGGGAGCGGUACUGCCGUGGUGUCAACGCUAUUGUGUACAUGGUCGAUGCGCACGAUCGAGAGAAGAUGGAGGCAAGCCGCAAUGAGCUGCAUCAGCUGCUGGACAAGCCCCAGCUGGCGGGCAUUCCCGUGCUUGUUCUGGGCAACAAGCGAGACCUACCAGGAGCCCUGGACGAGCGAGAGCUCAUUGACCAGAUGAACCUGUCAGCCAUUCAAGAUCGUGAAAUUUGCUGCUAUUCGAUUUCCUGCAAGGAGCGUGACAACAUUGACAUCACGCUGCAGUGGCUCAUCUCGCACUCCAAGUCGUCCAGUCACUGACGCACCGGGGUCUGCAAUGGGCCUUCCUCUGUACAUAGACCUGCCUGUGUUUAAUAUUAAUUAAUGGGCUCCUCCCUACGGUUGAGGUGCCAGUUUCCCCCCCGCCGUACCGUGUGUCGUACGGCACGAAUAAAUAUUCAGAAAUUUUU